GAAUGUCACCAGAAUGCGAUUCUGUCUCUGGCAGGAACUUGAGGUCGCGUAAUACUGUAAAUGUAGGGUUUGCACAGCCACCCAGCUUCCGCAUUAGCCCAAGUUUGUCAGAGGAGUGUGUUCUCCAGUUCCCCAUUGCUUAAUCACGCAAGACUCCGGAUACCCCACCAGUCAUUAGACCGUCAAUAAGAGUCACCACAAGAUAGGCCACAGGGGCUUCCAAUUCAGCCUCAGCUGGGAAGCCGCCCGCUGGAGAAACAAAAGCAUCCGGAGAGAGACAGAAGCUUUCCAGACUCCCAACCUAUCGAAGCAAUCCCUCGGCACAACACAACACACACUCCAACCCUUCUCAACCCAACAACCUCGUAUCAGCAAUGGCUCUGAAGCGCAUUAACAAGGAAUUGCAGGACCUUGGACGAGACCCGCCCUCUUCCUGCAGUGCUGGUCCUGCGGGUGAAGAUCUUUUCCACUGGCAAGCGACUAUUAUGGGACCUGGUGACUCUCCAUACAGCGGAGGUGUAUUCUUCCUGUCGAUUCACUUUCCAACGGACUACCCAUUCAAGCCUCCAAAGGUCAAUUUUACUACAAGGAUCUAUCAUCCAAACAUUAACAGCAAUGGAAGCAUUUGUCUUGAUAUUCUGAGAGAUCAAUGGUCACCAGCACUGACUAUAUCCAAAGUGCUGUUGUCGAUUUGCUCGAUGUUGACGGACCCCAAUCCUGACGAUCCGUUGGUGCCUGAGAUCGCUCACGUGUACAAGACUGAUCGCGCACGUUACGAGUCCACCGCCAGGGAAUGGACACGAAAGUAUGCCAUGUAGUCGAGAGUUCACCUAGCACACAGUUUCGUUGCCGGAUUCCCCCACCCAUUUUACGCUCGCUCGGUUCUUUUUGUCCGUGUAGUAUGAAAUAUGAUCAUGGCCAGAUAUCUAUUCCCCUUUCUCUGCAUUUGGAUCUGUUUGGUGGGAACUUUCGUGGCCUGCCUUUGUUGCUUAGUCGUCUGACGCUGUGUCAAACGCUCUCCACAUAAUGUUCAAUUAUGUGUGAUAAUUUCAUAUGUUUCGCGAU
Fimicolochytrium jonesii is the source of this 1065-nucleotide messenger RNA. Its product is annotated as ubiquitin-conjugating enzyme E2-16 kDa. The record is from RefSeq and is a predicted model, not a curated record. Gene Ontology annotation, molecular function: ubiquitin conjugating enzyme activity. The transcript is spliced from 7 exons. Gene Ontology annotation, cellular component: nucleus. Gene Ontology annotation, biological process: protein polyubiquitination; ubiquitin-dependent protein catabolic process. Bases 375 to 818 code for a protein of 147 amino acids. NCBI's taxonomy places the organism in Eukaryota, Fungi, Chytridiomycota, Chytridiomycetes, Spizellomycetales, Powellomycetaceae.